UUUCAAUUUAUUUUUAUUUAUUUAUUAUUAGUUUGUUUUGUUUUUUUGGCGAAAGUGCGUCUCCAGUGUCUGACCUGAAUGUCUAAACUACCAGGAAAUGCCGGUGUGUCGGUGCUCGGGGACAAGUCGCUGGAGUUUUACCGGGACCCGGUGAGCUUCUGCCAGCAGCGGAUAGAGAAACACCGGAGCAGAGUGUUUCAGUGCCGCAUGCUGAACAGACCCACCGCUUUCGUGUGCUCCGUGCAGGGGAUGAGAGAGCUUCUCUGUGAGAAGUCCAAUGUGUUUCUGAAGGAUCCAACUGAUUUGAUGACAAAAGUGUAUGGAGACACUGUAGUCACCACGAACGGGGAGGAGGCAUGUCUUCUCCGCCUGUCCCUCACCAGCCUGUUCACAGGGAGCUGUUUGCAAUCAUCAAAUGAUUACAUCACCAGUGUGUGUGAGCGCUGUCUGAAGGACCUCUCUCUCAGUGGCCAGCCGCAGUGUGUGUACUCUACCUUUAAACGUCUGGGGACGGAGUUGGUGUUGGGCCUUUUUCUAAAUGUUCGAGCUGAGGAGCAGCCAGAACUUUUUGAGGAAAUCAUGCAGCUCUGCACCGAGCACUGGCAUGGUCUGAUCUCUGCUCCGGUCAACGUGAAGGUUCCUCUGUGGUCGUCUGGUUUCUCCACUGCUCUGGACGCCAGAGACAAACUGAUGGACAUCAUCAAAGACAAACUGGAGAAUGACACACAGGGUUUCGUCGGUUCCCUCGGUUCUUUGCCGCUGCCGGACUCCAGUUCUGCCUCCCAGCAUCUCCUGCUCUUCAUCUCCGCUCUGAUCCCCAAAGCUCUGGCAUCGCUGCUCACCUCCUUCACUCUGGCACUCAGUGAUAAAGAAAAGACCCGUCGGCGAGCGAUGGAAGACAGUGAUUAUCUGCGCACAGUGCUGCUGGAGGUUCAGAGACUUUGGCCUCCUUUCAUUGGUGGACGCAGAAUAGCUGAUCAGGACUCCACACUCGCAGGGUUUCAUGUCCCAAAGGAUUAUGGUGCGAUCUAUAUCAGCCACUCCGUCCACCGCGACCCAGAGGUGUUCCAGGAGCCGGACAACUUCCUGCCGGAGAGAUGGAGCGGAAGGAAUGCAGGCCAGGAGCACUUCCUGUGUUCCUUCGGCAAUGGGCCCAGAAGCUGCAUUGGAACUAAACUCACUGAAGUCUUCCUUAAGGAAGCAUGCACGUACCUGCUAAAGCACUACGACUGGUGUUUGGACCCUCCAUCACAGGACCUUGAGUACAAAUGGCUGCCUGUGUCUCGCCCCGCCAACCCCCCCACCAUCUCCUUCACCCGACUGGAUCAGACCAGAUCUGACAGGAGCGACACCAACUAGGGAUGCACAGUAUGUUUAGCAAUAUACCUGCAGAUAAGUUGUUUUUUUUUGUUUUUGUUUUUAAAGGUAGAAGCACAAAACAUUUUAGCUAGCUAGAGGCCAAAUAUGCCUGUCUAGAAUGUGCAGAACAAGCUGGAAAAAAAUGCAAAGACGUAGAGGGAAGCCAGCAAACUGUGAGGCUUUCCCCCUCUGCGUAUAAUACAGUAAUCGUCCUGGGGAAAGCAGAGGAGUGUGCUGGUUUCACUCUGUGUUCCUCUGCCAGAUAUUCUGCAGCUUUGCUUGAUGAAUCUGCAACAGAAGACAAAAUAAGUGACUCAUAAUCUUUCCUCCACAGCUGAAUCUGACACUGCUAGACAGCAUUUUGGGUCUGUUUUUUUCACUGAGUCAUUUAUCAGAGUUUAAAAAGAUACCCAACAUGAAGCUCUUUGCAUCACAAAACCUGUCAAAUACACCUUUCUUUUAUCCCACGGUGGAGUUAACUGUGAACAGAAGUUACCUACAAAACCUCAGCUUAUAUGUGGUAAAAAUCAAAUUUUUCCCACACUGCAGUAUCAAUAUUUAAACCCAAUAAAUCCAAGAGAACACACA
This is a messenger RNA of Plectropomus leopardus (leopard coralgrouper), 1947 nucleotides long. RefSeq lists its product as uncharacterized. Lineage: Eukaryota; Metazoa; Chordata; Actinopteri; Perciformes; Serranidae. The record is from RefSeq and is a predicted model, not a curated record. Gene Ontology annotation, biological process: sterol metabolic process. Gene Ontology annotation, molecular function: oxidoreductase activity, acting on paired donors, with incorporation or reduction of molecular oxygen; iron ion binding; monooxygenase activity.